AUGUUGGAAUUGGAGGGAGAUAUGGAGGAAUGGAAGUUAAAGGGACAAAAGAAGGAGGAACCCAAGCAAGAGGAUACAUACGACACGUUGAUGUUUCCAGAGACAAGCCCCGACGUCAAUAUCAAGAAGUUACAGCGGGCGAACGACUCUGGAUUUGGUGAUGAGGUAAAGCCAAAAUUGGAGUUGAAGUUGAAUUUAGGUCGCCCAAAUCGCAAUUUCUUUAUUCCGCACAAUAUUUUGAUUAUAUCGGUGUUACCGAGGUUUGGCGUAUGUCCCAUUGUAGCGAAAAGCUCCGUAGAUCCAUCGAAUUUCCUCACCCCUGGAUUUUUGUCGGGUGUUGCGGUCGAUAUGGAACAGGGGAUGGAGACGGCUGAGUCGUAUUUCGAGGAUUACGAACUUUUGCUAUAG
Messenger RNA from Sclerotinia borealis F-4128, 408 nucleotides. The record is from the annotation of a GenBank genome assembly. NCBI's taxonomy places the organism in Eukaryota, Fungi, Ascomycota, Leotiomycetes, Helotiales, Sclerotiniaceae.